Vigna unguiculata (cowpea) is the source of this 958-nucleotide messenger RNA. RefSeq lists its product as uncharacterized. Lineage: Eukaryota; Viridiplantae; Streptophyta; Magnoliopsida; Fabales; Fabaceae. The record is from RefSeq and is a predicted model, not a curated record.
AUGGCAAAAUGGGUCGGGCCCGAUGGACCGGCCCGCCAGCCCGACAAAAAACCACGGGCCGGGUCAAGAAAUUCAACCCGCCAACCCAAUACAGCCCGGCCCGUCAAGCCUGCUGCAUCCCUCACACUCACACACUCUGUCUGCGCUCCCCACCCACCCACCCACCCAAUCUCUCCCUCCGCGCACUCUCUCUGUUUGCGAUUUCCAUUCUCAGGGCUCGCUUCUCUUCCACUGACGUCGCCGCUGGCCACCGCGAAACACACAGGCCACCACGUCGUCGUCGCUAACCAUACCCGCUUCUCUUCUCCUCCACCUUCACAUCCACCACGCGUUGGCUAUUUCGAGAAAACAGCGUCCACGACCACCGCGAAAACAGCGGAGCCACCGUCGGACUGUGAUUGGCGGACGAUUUCGACCGCCACGACCACCACGAACACAGAAAUCAAGAGUGAAGAAACGAUAAUGAGACCUGUUUCUCAGAAAUGGGGCUACAUUCGAAUCAUGGCCGGUACAAUCCUUGGAGGCAUCCUCGGAUUCUACGUUAUGCACCGUGUUGAAUCUAACUACAAGGAGAGAAUGAACGAGAGGCUGAGAAACUAUGAGGCUGAAUUGAGGAGGAAGAAGGACGAGAGAUUGAACGAGUUUGAGGAAUCCUCCAAGUUUUGAAAAAUUGUGGUUUUCUUUUCUUACUUUUUGAUGUUCUCUUUUUCUUUUUAUGUUUGAUUUAUGAGAAUAAUUGGAAAAAUUCUAUCUUUGUAUACUAGAACAUCUUUAACGAUGUAUAGUUUCUCCCUUUUCAUAUGUUGUUGAAAGGGCUUAAAAGCCUUACUAUUAACCCAAUUUCAUAGAACUGAAACAUGCAGCUUGCGUCAAACCUAAGAAAGAGAUUUGUAUAGUAGAAGAUAAUGCAGAUAAAUGUAUUAUGUUUGAAUUUAAUGGUGAUUAAUUUAUGUUGGAA